Messenger RNA from Melanotaenia boesemani (Boeseman's rainbowfish), 613 nucleotides. RefSeq names its product hemoglobin embryonic subunit alpha-like. Lineage: Eukaryota; Metazoa; Chordata; Actinopteri; Atheriniformes; Melanotaeniidae. Gene Ontology annotation, biological process: hydrogen peroxide catabolic process; oxygen transport. The record is from RefSeq and is a predicted model, not a curated record. Gene Ontology annotation, molecular function: haptoglobin binding; peroxidase activity; heme binding. Gene Ontology annotation, cellular component: haptoglobin-hemoglobin complex; hemoglobin complex; blood microparticle. The transcript is spliced from 3 exons. The coding region runs from base 118 to 552 and encodes 144 amino acids.
AACUUGAACGGUGCCUAUCUUGUGGGCGGUGCUGGGUGUGUCCACAUUUUGUCUCCGGCAUAAAACCCUCACGGUCUGCACUGAGUGCUGUACUCGCCCAAAAAAAUUUAAGACAAAAUGACUAGUCUCACUGCUAAGGACAAAGACGCCGUCAAAGCCUUCUGGGGCAAGGCAGCUACCAAAGCGGAUGACAUCGGACAUGAUGCACUGUGCAGGAUGCUGGCAGUAUACCCUCAGACCAAGACCUACUUCUCCCACUGGAAGGACUUGCGCCCCGGCGCUGCCCCGGUGAAGAGGCACGGAAUGGUUGUGAUGAAAGGAGUUGCUGAGGCUGUGAGCAAGAUCGACAACCUGACUGCUGGUCUCCUGACCCUCAGUGAGCUGCAUGCCUUCACUCUGCGAGUGGACCCUGCCAACUUCAAGAUUCUCUCCCACAACAUCCUUGUGGUCAUGGCCAUCUUGUUCCCCAACGACUUCACUCCUGAGGUCCACGUGGCUAUGGACAAGUUCCUGGCUGCUUUGGCUCUGGCCCUGUCUGAGAAGUACCGAUAAACAGCAGGACUAAAUGAUGAAGUUGCAUGAAUUUGCUCUGCAUAUGAUUAAUAAAAGCAUU